Molecule: messenger RNA, 10833 nt
Organism: Chelonia mydas (Green sea turtle)
Lineage: Eukaryota; Metazoa; Chordata; Testudines; Cheloniidae
Exons: 2
Coding region: 3714-4775 (353 amino acids)
Source: RefSeq, a predicted model, not a curated record
UAGACCAGGGCCUAGGCUAUGAUUUUGUCAGUGAGGUCGCGGAAGUCACAGAUUCCAUGACUUCAGUCUGUGGUGGCUGGGAGCUGCAGGGUACCCAUGCUGCCUGAGGUGGUGGGCCCCUGAGCUCCGAGCUGUUGUGGUUGGCAGGGGUACCCUGCAGCCCUCCUUCCCCCCGGACCCCUGCAGUUCCGGGCUGUGGGUGGAUGGGCACCGUGGAGCUCCGAGCUGCCGAGCGGCUUCCCAUUUUGUCAUGGAUAUUUUUAGUAAAAGCCAGGGACAGGUCACUGGCUUCCAUGAAUUUUUCUUUAUUGCCCAUGACCUGUCUGUGACUUUUACUAGUUACUAUGUGAUUUUAUUGUCCAUGACAAAAUCUUAGCCUUAGUCAUAACACUACUUUCUUCUUCGAGUGAUUGCUCCUGUGUAUUCCACAAUAGGUGUGCGUGCUCGCUAUGUGCACCGGUGCCGGAAGUUUUCCCCCUAGCAGUACCUGUAGGAGGGGAGAGCCCCCCAUGACCCUUGGAGUGGUGCCUGCCUGGCGCAGUAUAAGGGGAGCUGUGUGCUCCCCCCACCGUCAGUUCCUUCUUGUCACCAGCGAAGGUGCUUCAGAACUACUCUGCUCCAGCUUUGCUGUAGCUCAGUCCCCAGUACUGUUCGUUCGUUCAGUGUUAGUAUCUGUAGUUAGCUGUUUAGUUAGCUUAGUUAGUCAGCAAGCCCGGGCUGGGGCAUGCCCCGCACUCCGGGGUUUAAGUUGUGAAGCUCUUGUAGGUGUUCUAUGCCAAGAAGUGACCCGCACGCAGACUGUUUGCACUGUUUGGGAGAAACCCAUGUCAGCGAAAGUUGCAAGAUUUGCAAGUCGUUUAAACCUUGGACCAAAAGAGAAAGGGACGUUAGGCUCCGAGCCAUCCUGAUGGAGUCGGCGCUGACCCCGACUCCAGCACGCCGCUCCAAACCGGUACCCAGCUCUGCGGCAUCGGUACGCGGCGACCCUCCGGUGCCAUCGACCAGUCAGCACCGCUCCCCGUUCACGGGGCAUGCCAAGAGGGCCAGGAAGACUCCCCCUUCGCAGCGGCACCGAUGAAAAUCUGGGACAGAGGCUAGACCCAUGUCGGGCAGUCCUCUCUCCCCACCGGGCCCCAGGCCUGCGACUCACGUUGAGUGGAGUAGCCCGGCCUCUUCGGAUGUCCAGAUGCCUUCCACGCCUGAAGCCCUUGAGGCGGCCUGGGACGUUAUGUCCAUGCCGGUGCCAGGAGUGCUGCCAAUGUUGGCUCCACACUCCAGAGGCAAACCGCUGCUGGGAUCUCCGCAGUCGCCUCCAGCUCGGUAUCAGUUGAGGGAACGCUCCCGACACCAUUCACCACCCAGCGACCGCUCGGGGCAGAGUCCAGGUGGAUCGCCCUCGACGCCGACCAGACUGUCUGGCUGGGUUCUGUCCGGCCAGGACUCUCUGCACUGCUAGUCCUCAAGGAGCGAUUAUCAAUGGGACCGCGGCAGGCGCUGCCAACGGUCCUCGUCUCGGAGGGGGUACCGCAGCCAGUCACGGCAUGGUCGUUGAUGCCGUUCCUGCUCGGACUCCCGCUCCAAGUCUCUGCCAAGACAUUGCGGCCCCAGGCAUCGAUUGCCAUCAUCUCGCCAUCACGGGUCCGUCCGUUGAGGCCGUUGGUGGAGCAGCCUGUACCGUUGGUACCGGUUCUCCAUGUCAAGAUCGUAGUUUUGUGGCCGACGUCGACCCCGGCACCGCCACUCCUCCUGGUCCAGAGGCAGCAGCAGAUUGUACACCAGCCCGGCCUCCAUUCGUAGCUGUCCUUCGAUGGGCCAGGCCAGCAAAACCGAACAGCUGGCCCGCCAGUGCUGCAGCAGGUGCAGCAGCACUGAGUGUUGUGGCUGGCCCAAUGGUACCAGUGGGCACUGUGGCCUUCGGCGCAGCCCCUGGUGGGGCCUGCUCCGUGGCCGGAGCUUCGGAAGCACCAUUGGCCUCCCUCUCCAGACCCCCAAGGAAGGAGUCGGUGGGACGUCCACCCUCAGCACCGUUCCCGGAGUCCCAGGUGGUGGACUCUCCAGUGCUGGCCGAUACCCAGAGCACCGCACCAGCCUCCUUGCCCCGCCUGGAGGAGGCGAUUGCGGCUCCGCCCCUCAGGAGGACUUCAGGGCCCAUCAAGAACUCUUAAAGAGCGUGGCAGCAAGCCUCCACCUCCAGGCAGAGGAGAAGGAGGACCCCUCAGACUCCCUGUUCAAUGUGCUGUCCUAGUCAGCACCGGGUAGGAUGGCCUUGCCUCUCCAUGAAGGGGUGACUAAAAUUUCAAAUGCCCUGUGGCAGAUACCGGCCUCGUUGGCCCCUAUCUCUAAGAAGGCGGAAUGCAAGUACUUUGUACCCACCAAGGGGCAUGAGUACUUGUAUACCCACCUGGCCCCCAUCUCCCUGGUGGUCGAGUCGGUCAACCACAGGGAAUGCCAGGGUCAACCAGCCCCGACCCCAAACAAUAAAGACUCUCGGAGACUGGACUCUUUCGGAAGGAAAAUUUAUUAGUCUUCGAGCUUCCAGUUGCGAGUGGCAAAUCAUCAGGCUCUCCUGGGCCGGUACGAAUUCAAUCUGUGCUGUGGGGCUCCAUGCCCAAGUUUGAGGACUCCCUCUAGGAGCACGAUAGAAAGGAGUUCAAGGUGCUAGCGGAGGAGGGGGCAGCGGCCACUAGGGCGUCGCUGCAGGCAGCAUCAGAUGCUGCGGAUAUGGCCGCACGAUCCAUGGCCUCUGCGAUGUCCAUGAUACGGGCGUCAUGGCUCCUGCUCUCUGGGCUUUCCAGUGAGGCGCAGUCCUCCAUGCAGGAUCUCCCAUUUGACGGGAAAGCCCUGUUUGCGGAGGAGACAGAUACAAGGCUGCAUGGCAUGAAAGACUCUCUGGCAUGACCCUCCAGACUCUGGGCCUAUAUAUACUGGCUCCAGCAAGACCUAAGUUCAAGCCACAGCAGACUCCCGCCCAGGCCGCCCUCCCGAAGUAUGAGGCCGCCCACAAGAAACAGCGGGACUAUAAGAGACGCCCUCAGAGGCAGUCUCGGCCAGCCCCUAAGCCUGGCUCCUCUAAGGGCAAGCAGGUGGGGGAAAGGCGCUUUUGACGGGCCACUUGGGGGCAACCCGCCAGUCCUCAUCAGGGAUCCACCCUCAGUAAAGCUCCCCUUCUCCAACCGGUUGUAUGCUUUCCUCGCGGAACGGUCACAGAUAACCUCGGACCGAUGGGUCCUCAACACCAUCUCCCAGGGUUACGCCCUCCAGUUUACUUCCUCCUCACCCCAACCACCUCCCCCACCCCCAUCCCUAUUGGGAUGCAAGGGACCCCUUGCACGAGGCUGUGCUCGAGCAGGAGGUGGGGAGGCUAUGAGGACUAGAAGCGGUAGAGGUGGUGCCCAAGGAGUUCAUGGGCAAGGAGUAUUACUCCCGAUACUUCCUUAUCCCAAAGCCAAAGGGGGGCUCAGACCCAUCCUGGACCUGCGAGGUCUGAACCAGUACAUGGUGAAACUCCAGUUCCGCAUGGUUUCCCUGGCCUCUAUCAUCCCGUCCCUGGAUACUGGGGACUGGUAUGCUGCCCUCGAUCUGCAGGAUUUGUACUUCCACAUCCACAUAUUCAAGGGGCACAGGAGCUUCCUCCGUUUCGUGGUGGGACAGAAGCACUACAAAUUCACGGUCCUCCUGUUUGGUCUGUCCACUGCCCCCAGGGUGUUUACGAAAUGCAUGACGGUGGUAGCGGCCUACCGCAGAUGGCGGGGGGCCCAGGUGAGGGACCACAUGGCGCUCCUACUGUCCACAUGCACCGUCUUGGGCCUGUUGGUAAACAGCACCAAAUCCACGUUAGUCCCGGUCCAAAGCAUAGAGUUUAUCAGGGCGCUCCUGGACGCAGUGUCGGCCACAGCCACUCUCCCACCAGACGGAUUCAAGAGCCUGAAAGGUCUCAUCGACUCGGUCUCAAAGUUCCCAGUGGCAACAGCCAGGGUUUGCCUGCAGCUCUUGGGUCACAUGUCGGUGUGCACGUAUGGAGUCCGUCACGCCAGACUCAGGGUGAGGCCACUCCAACUCUGGUUGGCCUCGAAGUUCUCCCAGGCCACAGACAGGAUGGACAAGGUCCUGUGCCGGACUCUGUGAUCACCUCCCUACAGUGGUGGUCCGCCCCAAACAACAUGCUCCAAGAGGUCCUGUUCAGGGACAGGGCCCUGUCGUUGGAACUGGUGUCCGACGUGUCGGACCUGGGUUGGGAGGCCCAUGUGGGGAACUUUCAGACCCAAGGCCUGUGGUCGGCCCAAGACCUGACCCUGCAUAUAAACAUCAAGGAACUCAGGACGGUGCAGCUGGUGUGUAUGGCCUUCCGCUCGCACCUUGAGGGCAAAGUAGUCAAGGUCCUCAUGGACAACAUGGCCUUGAUGUUCUAUAUCAACAGGGAAGGCGGGGCCCAAUCCUCUGCCCUCUGCCACGAAGCCCUCAGGCUGUGGGACUUCUGUAUAGCCCACGACAUCCACCUGAAGGCCUUCUACCUACCAGGCUCCCAGAACGAGAGAGUGGAUUGCUUGAACAGGGACUUUGCCUUGCAACACGAGUGGUCCCUCCACCCGGAAGUGGCCCACCGGCUCUUCCGAAGGUGGGGAACUCCCCAGGUGGACUUAUUGGUGACUCGGCAGAACCGGCGAUGUCCCCGGUUCUGCUCCAAGGGGGGCCUGGGGAGGGGUGCUAUCUCCGAUGCCUUUAUCCUGUCCUGGUCAGGCCAGCUUCUCCACGCCUUCCCCCCCCACUCCCUCUAAUCAGCAGGGUCCUGGAGAAGAUAAAGACGGACAAGGCCCGAGUCAUCCUGAUUACCCCGGCAUGGCCCAGGCAACAUUGGUACAGGACCCUCACAGGCCUGGCGGUAGCUCUGCCAUGGCCGUUGCCGCUCCACCCCGGACCUGCUCUCUCAGGACCAGGGCUGCCUCCUCCAUCCCAACCUAGCGGCUCUUACCUCACGGCGUGGCUGCGCAGUGGUUAGGCAGAAAGGAGAGGACGUGCUCAGAACAGGUUCAGCAUGUCCUCCUUGAAAGUAGACAGCCCUCCACUCGCCGUGCUUAUUUGGCGAAGUGGUCCCAUUUUUCUAGAUGGGCGGCAGACCACGGUGUCUUUCCCGUGACUGCCCCCAUCCAGCUUAUUCUUGACUACCGCCUCCACCUGAGAGCCCAGGGUCUGGCGCCUUCAUCAGUCAAGGUGCAACUGGCAGCCAUGUCGGCCUUCUAUCAGCCAGUGCAGGGGCACAUCGUAUUUUCCCAUGCUAUGACUGGCCGGUUCCUCAAGGGGUUGGACCAUCUUUUCCCACAUUCUAGAGCCCUGGUCCCACAGUGGGACCUGAACCUGGUGUUGGCUCGUCUUACAGGGCCCCCUUUUGAACCACUGGCCACGUGCUCCUGGUCUCACCUCUCGUGGAAGGUGACUUUCCUGGUUGCAAUCAUGUCGGCCAGGAGAGUCUCAAAGCUCAGGGCCCUGACCUCCGAGCCGCCAUACACGGUUUUUCAUAAAGAUACGGUCCAGCUCCGCCCACACCCCACAUUCCUCCCGAAGGUGGUCUCCGCUCAUCACAUGGGUCAGGACAUUUUUCUACCGGUCCUCUGCCCCAAGCCCCACGUGUCAAGUGAGGGGUGCCGUCUCCACACGCUCUAUGUGCGACGGGCUCUGGCUUUCUUCCUCGAGUGGACCAAGCCAUUCAGAAAGUCCUCGCAACUGCUCGUCGUCUUGGCCAAGCGCGUGAGGGGCCAGCUGAUUUCCACUCAGUGGCUUUCCAAUUGGAUCACUUUGUGCAGCCGUACCUGUUUGUGAGCUGGCAGGUGUUAGAAUCGUAGAAUAACAGAGUUGGAAGGGACCUCUGGAGGCCAUCUAGUCCAGCCCCCUGCCCAGAGCAGGACCAAUCCCAACUAAAUCAUCCCAGCCAGGGCUUUGUUCCCCCGCCGCCCAUUGUGAGGGCACACUCGACUCGGGCCCAGGCCUCGUUGCCUGCCUUCGUGGCCCACGUCCCCAUUCAGGACAUCUGUAGGGCCAUCAUGUGGUCUUCGGUUCACACGUUGCGAUCGUCUCCCAAACCAGGGAUGACGCCAGGUUCAGCAGGGCCGUCCUCUGUCCUGGGAACUUGUGAACUCCUACCCACCUCCAACAGAUAUAGCUUGGAAUCACCUAUUGUGGAAUACACAUGAGCAAUCACUCGAAGAAGAAAAGACAGUUAUCUUUUUCCGAAACUGGUGUUCUUUGAGAUCUGUUGCUCGUGUCUGUUCCGCAUCCCACCCUCCUUCCCCUCUGUCGGAGUUGUCUGGCAAGAAGGAACUGAGAGUGGGGAGAGUGCACAGCUCCCCUUAUACCGCACCAGGCAGGUGCCAUUCCAGGCGUUGCGGGGGCCGCUCCCCUCUACGGGUACUGCUAGGGGAAAGAGCAUGCACACCUAUUGUGGAAUAGACAUGAGCAACACUUCUCAAAGAACACCAGUUACAGAAAAGGUAACUGUUGGGGGGUUUUUUUUGGUUGAUUUUAAAGAUCAGUCUCCUUACCUUGAGUUGACACAGUAGGUUUCAACAGCAGUGUAGGUUUGUAUAUGAGGUGGGUACAAUAACCCGAGGACAACACUUCAGUGUAUCGGUUGGUUUUAUCCUUUUGUGUUGGCUGUCUAUUUCUAAUUUGAUGGAAGUUUGCUAUUUAUCCACCUUCUCCUAUAUUUCCCCUCCCCAUCCCUCCCCAGGUUUAAUAUGAUUUUUUUUCCUUGUGUUUUCAUGAAAAGUCUGGGAUGACCUGAAUAAGUAUCCUUCACGUGCCCUUUCAGUUUUUGGACAGAGGAGCAGAAAAUGUUUGUCUCUCCAAGAUACUAUGAUGAAACAAAUAGUAAACAAUAAUUGGUUUAUCUCUGUUUACAAAGUGCUGUGUGUCAUACAUACAGAGUUUCAGAGAGCGAGUAGGAAUAUGGGAUAGAGUUAGAGUAAAAAUCAGUAAACCAACAAAACUAACUGAAAUAAAACUGCAUAUAUUCCACUACUGCUAUGCAGUUUCCUUUAUAUUGACCAUACAUUCUCCUUUAAUCUCUUUUGAUGAUGCUAGCUAAAUGACUGUGUUCUUGUUUGUGAGGAUUUACCGUAUUACAUUUAAAGAGCAAAGUCUUACCUUAAUUGUUAGCAGUAAUGAUUUGGAAAUCUUGACUUGACUGCUGUUGUAUGUGUUGUGGCUCUUGAAGCACUCAGCUGACCGAGUGUGACUGCAUAACGAACUCUAGUGGUGUCUUCAGCAAAGCAGUGAAAUUCUUAGUAUUUAUUUCACUGUUGUAUUGCAUGACAAAUUUUACUUCUAUAAAAUCUACAGCUGUACUGUUUUUUGGCAAGAAUAUUUUUGACCAUAACAUUAGUUUGGUGGGUGAGGGAUGGAUUUGGUCGUCAUAAAAUUACUCAUCAGCUGCCUUUGAUUUAUUCAUUAAUAUGAGUGCUAUCUCACUAAUGUGUGUGACUGGAAUUAAAACCUUUUUCUAAAUCUGUCUGGCCCAAACAAAACCUGCAUCUCUACAUCUAAAGACAUGCUUACAGAAAUUCAAUUCUAGAUCAAUUUCAUUCUAAAUUAAUCUUUGUCUUCUGGGUAGAGCACAAACUGAAAUCAGGUAUAGAAAACUGAUAAAAGCAGUUGAUUUUUCUUAGCACUCUAGUAGUGCAAGUGUUCCGUAAAUUAGCAGCUUUCAUGCAAAUAUAAUCAGAUGCAACAUAACUUCCUGAGGUUCAGAGGGUGACCUGUUGAAUAGUCAGCUUCAGAAGUAUUUGAUUGCUGAGCUGCUUCCGAGGGGAGGGGCCUGUGGCUAACUGUUCUUGCUGCUUCACCAGAAAUGGGUGUGGAUUGUUAAUGUUGUAGGUCAAGGCUGCAUUUACAUCCUGUUCUUGUAUAUAGUUGAAAAACAUGGAAGAGCUUGCAUUUUACUGUAUCUUUUAAAAAUUAAAGAGGGAACUGAAUUGUGAAGAAAUUUAAAGGUCUGUGCCUCUUCUGUGUGGGUAGUCUCUUGUUUUGAGUCAUUGUAAAAAAGUUGCUACCAUUACUGCCUUGAAAGGUGCCUCCCACAGCCGCAGCAUGCCUGAUCCCGGUGAGGAGGAGAAAGAAUAGGACUAGGGAAGAUAUCUGCAGUGAGAUUCUGAGAGCCAGUGCUGCACUGGACCGUGAACAGAGAUCCUGGAGGGCCAACAUGUCAGACAGCAUGCAGACGGACAGAGUGGAGAGGAGACAGUCUCAGCAGGAAACGAAGUGGGAAGUGCACCAGAAGAUAAUGGGUCAUCUUAGGCAGGAAACCCAAAUGCAGCAGACCCUGGUUGACGUACGGGUCCAAAAAUCCUAGACUUUCCACCCUUUGCAGUACUUAGAGAACUCCAUGGUAGCAGUUCCCUCACUCCGCAGCAUGCCACAUGGCAUCAUGGGCCUCAUCCUUUCCCCCAUCACUCCAUGACAUGGGACAGCAAGGAAAACCACAGCGUCACAUACCUGGACCCGUGUGAACCACAGUUAGUGUACUUGCAGCUAGAUGCGACAACAUUCGUGCACUGAAAUGGACAGAAAUGUUUGCUGCCUUUCAAAUUUUAAAGUUCUGUUAAUGUAUUAUUUUAGUUUAUAUCGCAUUGCCUGUUCUCUUGCACAGUGUUUUUCUGCACUGUUUUUAACAGAACAAAUUUCUAUUUUUUGAAAAUAAAGAAGUUUAUUAGUUCACAACACACUAUGCAGAAUACUUAGUGAUAUUCAAAGCACCCAGUACGUGUAAAUGUACAGCACCACAGAAGUCAUAGGUUAAGGAGACGCCCAGUCCUAUUCAUAAAUGUACAGCAAGCAUUGCAUAAUUCAAAGCUUCAGUAAAAUGCAUAGUCAGUUAUAAAUGGUCAGCAAGAACAGCAUGGUUCUAACAGCACCCAAAGCUCGGAUCAGAGAACAGUCUAGCACAGAACGAUAUUGUGGCUGACCAUUAAAGUACUCUUUCAAAGCCCCCCUCAACAGCAUAGCUCGACACUUAGCUCUUAUAAUGGCCCUUGUGUCUCGCUGUUUGAACUCAGUAGGCAGAUGCUCCACCUCCACCCUGGUGGCAGCUUUUCCCCCCCUUGCCUCAUUGAUAUUAUGCAUACACGCCAUGCAGCUGUAACCAUUUGGAUGUUUUUCUCAUUGAGAUCCAGUCUAGUGAGUAAACACUACCAGCAUCCCUUCAGUCUACCAAAAGCACAUUCAGCUGUCAUUCUGCACCGCUGAGCUGUAUUUGAAUCUUUCCUUUGUGCUGUUAAGGUGGCUACUGUAUAGCUUUAUGAGCAAGGGGUAGGCUGGGUCCCCUUGAAUCACUGCUGGCAUUUAAGUAUUGCCAGUGUGUAGUUUGGUUUGGAAAGAAUACUCCUGCUUGCACCUUUCUGGACAGUCCUGUGUUCUUAAAGCUGUGAGUAUCAUGCAUUUUCCCUCACUAGCCCAUGUUGAUAUUGGUAAAGUGUCCCUGAUGAUCCAUCACUGUUUGCGUAACCACAGAAAAAUAGCCUUUUCUAUUGAUGUACUCUGUGGCGAUUUGGGCUGGUGCCAAAAUCGGGAUAUGCUAGCUGUCUAUUGUGCCACUGCUGCACAUCUAUCCACUAUGAAGUCCAUGUUGCUGAGUCACAGUCCUAUGUAUCAGGAGAUGAUUAAUGGCCCUACAUGCUUGCGUGACAACAGCCCCCAUUGUGGAUUUUCCAACUCCCAAAUGCUUCCCCACUGACUGAUAGCAAUCUGAUAUUAAAAGCAUCCAGAGUGUGAUUACCACACACUUCUCCCCAUCAAUGGAGCUCUCAUUCUGCUGUUCCUGCAAAGAGAGGUAGGGGUGAGCUUGGACCACAGAUCCAGAAAUGUGGCCUUUCGCAUCCAAGAGUUCUGCAGCCACUGCUUAUCGUACCAAACCUGCGCUACAGAAUGAUCCCAUCAGUCAGUGCUCUUUUCUCGGGCUCAGAAGUGGGGUUCUGCAGUCUUCAGCUGCUCUGUGAAUGCCACCAACAGCCUUGAAUUGUUUUUCGCUAUGUCCCUCAGCAAACUGUUCUCAGAGAAAUAGUCACAUCCAUUAUUGUGGUAUUUCCUCUCGAUCUCCAAACACAGGAGGAUCAUGCAUCCUGUAUUUAUAGUGUUCAUGAGAACAGCACAGCUCUUCAGUCUCCAUGCUCCUGUUAGAGAUAUUGGUGGACUCUGAAAAUCCUGUGUGGGUUUGUGGGAUUAAAAAAAUGUGAAAAUUAUGGGAUAUAGAUGGCAUUAUGCAGUGGAGAAAGUUACAUAUUGGGAACUUGACUUCAAGAUCCCACAGAUCCCUGUGCAACUCAUUUCUACCCCACCACACAUGAAAAUUUCCCAAAAGGCACUGCAUAGAUUGUGGCAUGUGGCACACUGGGAUACCUAUUGGGGUGCCCCACAUUUUGCUUAGAGACGGACACUCUUGAUGAGUACAUGCUGUACCCAUGCAAGCAGCCAAAUAUGCAUAUACAAGCGUGAUGUAUUAACUUCGGCGGCUGCACGCUGACAUAACUUGUCAUCCAAAAUUGGUAGUGUAGACAUGGCCUUAGAGUCGUAUUUUUGGAGUGGCAGCUCUUCUAACAGUUCCUCCCUUCCUCAGUACAGUUUGAUGGAUCAUCAGUUCAAAGUUAAUAAAGACAGGGCUUGAGGUAAGCUGCCAGCUGUGGAGUUGUGCCCCUUGCUGCUUUUACUGUUUUCGUAGCAUCGCUGCUAUUGAUUCAGAGGUGAACUUUAACAGCUAUAUCAUACACAUUUCUUUACAUUAAAUGUUGCAGUUUUGUUCUGAUGUCUCUAAUGAAUGGCAAUAAAGAAAAAGUCUAGCCAUAAGGAUUA